GAGGGAGGAGGAGGAGGAGGGAGGUUCGCCGCGCCCAGGCUGCCGCUGCCCGAUGGCUGCGGGGAGCUGAGCGGGCUGAGGAGGAGCCGAGCCCCAGCGACACCCCCCUUCCUUGCCGCGGAUCCCUCCUUCCCGCCCGGCUCUGCCGCCUUCCCCGGGACCCGCCGGGCGCAGCGCGGGCGGCUCCCCCCGCUCCUCCUCCGCCGCCUCCUCCUCCGCCCCCCCUUCCCUUCCCUUCCCCAGGCCGGCGGGACGCGGGCAGGACCGCGGGCGGCGGACGGACCGGCCCGGUUCAUGAGCAUCGGCCGGCGGGGCAGAAUUUACAUGUUUGACAGCAGAAGUUGCCUUUCUACUGUAGUGAGAGAAAAUCUUUCUGGCUGUUCCCGAGGUGGCAGUGGAGCACACCUUUAGCACAGGAAAAUGAGUGAGCUGGACCAGUUACGCCAGGAGGCCGAGCAACUGAAAAACCAAAUCAGAGAUGCUAGGAAAGCAUGUGCAGAUGCCACCCUGGCUCAGAUCACAGCCAACAUCGACCCCGUGGGGAGGAUCCAGAUGCGCACCAGGAGAACGCUCCGGGGACACCUGGCCAAAAUUUAUGCAAUGCACUGGGGGACUGAUUCCAGGCUUCUAGUUAGUGCCUCCCAGGAUGGCAAACUUAUAAUUUGGGACAGCUAUACUACAAACAAGGUGCACGCCAUCCCCCUGCGCUCCUCCUGGGUCAUGACUUGUGCAUACGCUCCCUCUGGGAAUUACGUGGCUUGUGGUGGGCUGGACAACAUCUGCUCCAUCUAUAACUUGAAAACUCGUGAAGGGAAUGUACGUGUGAGCCGGGAGCUCGCCGGGCACACAGGCUACUUGUCCUGCUGUCGUUUCCUGGAUGAUAAUCAAAUCGUCACCAGCUCUGGCGACACCACUUGCGCUCUCUGGGACAUAGAAACUGGUCAGCAGACAACCACAUUUACUGGGCACACUGGAGACGUGAUGAGCUUGUCCCUCGCUCCCGACGCCCGGUGUUUCGUUUCUGGUGCCUGCGACGCCUCUGCCAAACUGUGGGACGUGAGAGAAGGAAUGUGCCGGCAAACCUUCACCGGCCACGAGUCGGACAUCAACGCCAUCUGUUUCUUCCCCAACGGCAACGCGUUUGCCACGGGCUCGGACGACGCCACGUGCCGGCUCUUCGACCUGCGGGCCGACCAGGAGCUGAUGGUCUAUUCCCACGACAACAUCAUCUGUGGCAUCACCUCUGUAGCAUUUUCCAAGAGUGGCCGUCUGCUCUUAGCUGGGUAUGACGACUUCAACUGCAACGUGUGGGACACGCUGAAAGCUGAUAGAGCAGGUGUCCUCGCCGGUCACGAUAACCGUGUCAGCUGCUUAGGUGUGACUGAUGAUGGCAUGGCAGUGGCAACAGGAUCAUGGGACAGCUUCCUCAAGAUCUGGAACUGAAGUAGAACUCGAGGACUCCACGACUGGAAGAAGUUCCCAACAAAAUUAAACACGAUAGCAUAUCCAAUCCAACCAUACUAACUCGGACCCCCAUCCUCCCCAACUCAAAGGGCAAGAUCUUCUCCGUCUCCUGUUGCUGAAAUGAAGAGCACAAUUACCUUUCCAAGAAGAAUUUCUGUGUUGUAAGCAAAAUGAAAUUGUGCAUUCCUUUUGGGACCACUUUUUUUUUUCUUUUUUUUUUCUUUUUUUUUUUUUUUUGUCUUGAGAAUUUAAAAAUGAAACACUAUCAUAAAAGCAUGACCAGAAAAUAAACUUGAGCAUAAUUGUGAAAACAGUUUAGCUUUCACUGUAGUUUCCAAGUUGAAGUUAAGGACUUUUAUCUCACACACUUGCAAAUUUUAAAAGUCAUGUUUGUAGCAGGAUUUUUUUCAAGUUUCCUUUUUAAAUACAUUUCUUUAUGUAUUUAAUUGAGCAAAACAAGGGAGUCCUAGCCCAGAGCAUCUGGGGGUUGUUAACGCUGUAAAUUUAGUCCCUAAUUUUUUUUUAUUUUAUUUUCUAGUAUCACAGAUAAUUGUUGCACAAAACUUGGCAUAUAUAGGAUAAUGUUAAGCAGUAAGGUAACCAAGCACAUGCUGUAAAAGGUAAUGAAUGCUUGUUUAAAGAAUCCUUUCACCUUUUAUGGAUAACAAAUGCAAUCCUUGGUCCCUCCUGCCCCCCCCUUUUUUCACCACACUGAUUUUUUUAAUCUGUUUUGGUUUUGUCCACUUGAAAGGGCAGUUUAUAUAUCCUAACACUAUCCUAUAAGUCUCAACAACCAGGAAUCUCUGUUUUCAAAAGAGACCUAUCCUACACUUGGGUAUUGAGUCAAUUCUUUGUGUAUGAAAUGAUGUACAAAUCAAUGUUUUGAAAAUAAUGAUCUUGAACUUUCUAAGUUAAACAGAAAAAAAAAAAACCUUUUUUGAUUGUUUGCCAUAUUGGGUGGGUUUACUCUUAGAAUCGCAUGCUGUAGAAAUGCUAAAAAGUGCAUAUUGGACUAAAGUCCUUAGAUGUUUUUUCUUUGAAGAAAUAACCUGUUUAAAAACUGUAACCAUUGUCGCUGUAUUCAUUUCUUGUUGCUACUCUGUGCAUAAAUCUCUGAAGAACUCCAGUACAAAGCUAUGCACGUUUUGGAGUAGCGUGAUAAAGUCACUUUUUUUUUCUUUUUUUUUUUUUUUAGUUCUUCUUUUUUUUUUCCUUUUUUUUUUUUUUUUUUUUUUUUUUUUUUUUUUUUUUAGAAAAAGAAAACAAAAAAAAACAAAACAGCCUGUUCAAACAAUCGCUGUCAACAAAAGAUUCUGGGGAGUGGGAGGAGGGAACCUUGACCAUCUUCUUUCUAAAAUCAGUUCCUCACAGCCAGUUCCUCUUGCAGGAUGAGUCCUUUGCAUCUGAUCAGAGUCAUUUUUGUAAUGAGCAGGUUUUCCUGGCUUUCUUUUCAAAUAAAAUGUUAAAAGCAGCAGUGUUUGGACAGCAGAUUGUUCUGUUAAACUUUCCUAUCUUCUCACUGUAUCCAGAAAUGCUCCUUCCUAGCAGCAGUAGUAGCUUUUCUCCAUUUUGUUUUUUCUGCAACAUUCUGUACAAAAAUGUGCUGUAAUUGUGCGUUAGGCCUGGAUUUGGCAUAAAAGAUGAAUUCCCUCUUACUCUCUUUCAUGAAACUACUCUGUAGAGCUUUCUCCACGCCCUGUAUCCCUCUUCACCUUUUGUAUUUAAUUUUAAAGUCAGUGUACUUCAAGAAAGCUGGAUGCAAGAUAGAUACUAUAUUAAAAUGUAAUGUUAUUUAAGAUGUAAUAAAGCAGUUUGACAUGA
Pseudopipra pipra is the source of this 3285-nucleotide messenger RNA. RefSeq names its product G protein subunit beta 1 (gene GNB1). The transcript has 12 exons. Gene Ontology annotation, molecular function: protein binding; signaling receptor complex adaptor activity. Bases 421 to 1443 code for a protein of 340 amino acids. Gene Ontology annotation, cellular component: cytoplasm; heterotrimeric G-protein complex. Gene Ontology annotation, biological process: G protein-coupled receptor signaling pathway. The record is from RefSeq and is a predicted model, not a curated record. Lineage: Eukaryota; Metazoa; Chordata; Aves; Passeriformes; Pipridae.